Melitaea cinxia (Glanville fritillary) is the source of this 539-nucleotide messenger RNA. RefSeq lists its product as uncharacterized. Bases 1 to 360 code for a protein of 119 amino acids. Lineage: Eukaryota; Metazoa; Arthropoda; Insecta; Lepidoptera; Nymphalidae. The transcript is spliced from 2 exons. The record is from RefSeq and is a predicted model, not a curated record.
AUGGCCAAAUUUAUCAAGUCGAUCUUUUACACAACUGACAGAAGAAAGAAUUCCAAGCACGAAGAAGGUGACGAAGAAAAGGUGACAAACGCGCUACCGCUAGAUGGCCGAAGAAAACUAUCUAUAUCUAGAUCUGGCAGAAUGAAACACUCUAACAGGAAGCGUCAUUCACUGUCUUUAGAAUUGUACAAUCAGGAAAUUCAAAUGACUGAAAAGAGGAAAAGUGUUGAAUACCAAACGAAUCAGAAGCCCAUUGUUAAGGAGAUGCAAACGACAAACAUGCAACGCAGUUGUACACCUCCUUUGAAAACUCCCGAAGAGGAAAUUGAUAGAGCGUUUGAAAUUAUCGAGAAGAUAUAGGAAGAAUUAACUGUAAGAAUAAUAUUUAGUUAUGUAAUGGUAGUAUUAGUUUUAAUCGUUUUUGUAUGAUUUGUGUAUUAAUGAGCGUUGUAGACAGCGUAUCUUAUGUUGUAGGAAUUUUUGUUUACAAUAAUGAUGUAUUGGUUUGAUUUAUCAAAAGAAACGUUAUAAAGAAUCGA